Daphnia carinata is the source of this 1164-nucleotide messenger RNA. RefSeq names its product outer dense fiber protein 3-like. The record is from RefSeq and is a predicted model, not a curated record. Gene Ontology annotation, cellular component: cytoskeleton. The transcript has 7 exons. Bases 1 to 774 code for a protein of 257 amino acids. Lineage: Eukaryota; Metazoa; Arthropoda; Branchiopoda; Diplostraca; Daphniidae.
AUGUCGCCGGCUUUGGUCAACGGUCAUGGCGGUAGCGGAGGAGGCGGAGGCGGAUCGACCGCCUUCAUUUCGACGCAAAGGCGAGGACCGAUCGCCGCCGAGUUCCAAGGCCCCGGACCAGCGGCCGUGGCACUUCCCUCAACCAUCGGUAAAAGUACCAGCGAAUCCACCAAAGGCAGAGCACCGGCGUUUAGUUUCGGAAUUAGGCACAACCCAGGAAAAACGAGUUUGGGUCCCGGUCCUGGCCAGUACAAUGUCGCCCGACUUCACCAUAAAGGUAAAGAUGAUGGGCCGGCUCCUUCCAUCAGCGGUCGUCCCAAGGAGAGCAGAUUCGACAUCACGCCAGCGCCGGGAGACUACAAUCCGGAGAAAGGAGGAAAGUUCGUCGGCGAAUCGUCACCGAGUUUCACCUUCGGAGCCAAAGUGAAGGACGAACGUAAAGACAACCUUCCAGCUCCCAACGCCUAUUCUCUGCCUCCUGCAUUGGGCACAGGAUUGGCUCCCGCUUUUUCCAUUUCGGGACGAGGCAAAACGCCGAUCGAUGAACGAGUUCUCAACCCAGGUCCAGGUGCCUACGAGUCGGGCAACCCGGACAAGUACAAGGCCCGCUCGCCGUCCUACUCCAUCUCCAGCCGUACCAACAUACCAACGGAUCAAACUCAAAAACCAGGCCCAGGGGCGCAUUCGCCGGAAAAGAUAAAGCAAGAGACCAGUCCGGCUCACACCUUUGGCGUCAAGCACUCGCCCUACUUAGGCAAGCUGAAAGGGAUGUGAAGGAAAAGGCGAACAACACAUCGAGGGGCGUGCCUAGCUGAGAGGAUGACUCGACUUCAAUCUACGCCAAUCUUUUUUUUUUUCUUUCUUUCUUCAAAAACCCUGUGUCUCUCCUACUCCAGCAGCCGGUGUGGGUACGUGCGUGCAUAUCAAAAUUCAGCGUCGUGACAUAACCUCUCCCUUCGACUUGUGUCUACUUAAAGUGAAUUUUUUUUCUUUCUACUUCCAACUUUCUGUUGCGCUUAUUCCCCAUCAUGAUGGCUCUCGCUUGCCAGAAAUGCACAUUCCGACAUAAGUUAUGUGAAACAUUGAUGACUUUGGUCCAAGCUUUAGACGUGCAGUACUCUUUGGUAGAUUGCAGCUGAUGCUCUACGAGUUUUUUCAUCGUCU